AUGUCCUUCAAAGGUUUCCAGAAGUCGGUGAUAAGAGCGCCGCAAACUAUCAAGGCCAAAUUCAACCUAGGCGAUAACACCAAAGAUGCCGUCUAUGUUGAUGCAGAGCGGCGCUUCCAGGAGCUGGAGACCGAGACCAAGAAGCUGCACGAUGAAUCGAAGAAGUACUUUGACGCGAUCAACGGCAUGAUGUCCCAUCAGAUUGAAUUCUCGCAGGCCAUCGCUGAGAUCUACAAGCCCAUCUCAGGACGCAUGUCCGACCCAGACUCUGCCCUUCCCGAAGGAAACCCUGACGGCAUAAGAGCGUGCGACGAGUACGAGGCAAUCUGCCGGGAUCUCUUAGCGACCCUUAAACCGGAGCUGGAAAUGAUCGAGACGAGAGUGAUCCGGCCUGCAGACGAGUUGCUGGAGAUAGUAAAGGUCAUAAGGAAGACCGCGCUGAAAAGGAACCACAAGCAGCUGGAUUACGACCGGCAUCGCGCCAGUUUGAAGAAGCUUCAGGACAAGAAGGAGAAGACUCUUAAGGACGAGAAGGCCAUGUACAAGGCUGAGAACGACGUGGAACAAGCCACGCAGGAAUUCAACUAUUUCAAUGACCUCCUAAAAGACGAGCUACCCAAACUUUUUGCCCUGGAACGCGAAUUCAUCCGCCCAUUAUUCCAAUCAUUCUACUACAUGCAGCUGAAUGUUUUCUACACGCUUCACGAGAGGAUGCAAGGAUGUGAUAUUGGGUAUUUCAAUCUCCAACUAGACGUCGAAGAGGGAUUCGAGGCCGCGAGGGGGGAUAUUCAAGAACGAGCAGAAGCGUUGAGUAUCGUCAAGUUCAGGACAACCGGUGCUAAGCGUCCUCCUGGAAGACCCGGACCAGGUGCCCGACCGGCCCUAGAAGGCAAGACCCCUCCCAAGCUUCUUGGAGCCGCACCGUCGCGGAUCUCAACAUCUAAAGACGAAGAGAAGCCACCCCCAGCGUACUCGGCAAACGCCGUGUCUCCCACGUACGGUAGUGAUCGAAAAACAUCACUUGUCCGCGCCAGCUCCGUUGCAGCAAAAUUAAAAGGCGCGGCGCCUCCCCCACCGAAGCCCAAGCCCUCGAGAUUGAGUGUCGUGCCAGUCGCCGAAAAAGUCACGGCUCUUUAUGACUACGAGGCACAAGCCGAAGGCGACUUGAGUUUUACAACUGGGGACGUGAUUGAUAUUGUGACGAGAACCGGCAACGUGAACGAGUGGUGGGUUGGAAAGAUCAACGGACGACAGGGGCAAUUUCCAGCGAACUAUGUUAGGCUGAAUUAG
Messenger RNA from Drepanopeziza brunnea f. sp. 'multigermtubi' MB_m1, 1290 nucleotides. RefSeq lists its product as uncharacterized. Lineage: Eukaryota; Fungi; Ascomycota; Leotiomycetes; Helotiales; Drepanopezizaceae. Gene Ontology annotation, cellular component: Rvs161p-Rvs167p complex; mating projection tip; medial cortex. Gene Ontology annotation, molecular function: lipid binding; protein binding. The record is from RefSeq and is a predicted model, not a curated record. Gene Ontology annotation, biological process: actin cortical patch localization; plasma membrane tubulation; endocytosis.